AUGCUGGCUGGGGCGCGCGCUCUGGUGGACUUGGGCGCGCUCGCUACGGCUGGCUGGGGGGCGCGCACGUGCGCUGCUGGCCUGUGCACGCCGUUGCUGUUGGCUGGGGCGCGUGCUGCUGGCCUACGGCGGGGCGCGUACUGGCGGUGCGCGCGCUGCCUACUGGCGAGGCGCGCGCUGCUGCUGGCGGUCUGCGCGCUGCCUACGGGCGGGGUGCGUGCUGCCUGUGGGGGCGUGCUGCCUGCUGCUGGCGCUCGCAUCAGGACGAGUCUGCUGCUGGCGCUCGCAGCAGGACGGGGCACGCUGCUGGGCGGCGUGCUUUCUAGCACGCUGUUCUUGCUAGUGCGCGCUGGUCUAGAUGCUGGCUGGCUGGUGGCAAGGGCUGGCGCUACUGGCUGGCAGGCGGAGAUGGAGGGAACGAGGCAAGUUGGCCGACAGAGGCACUAG
Molecule: messenger RNA, 447 nt
Organism: Closterium sp. Naga37s-1
Lineage: Eukaryota; Viridiplantae; Streptophyta; Zygnematophyceae; Desmidiales; Closteriaceae
Source: the annotation of a GenBank genome assembly